Molecule: messenger RNA, 4142 nt
Organism: Paramecium sonneborni
Lineage: Eukaryota; Ciliophora; Oligohymenophorea; Peniculida; Parameciidae
Source: the annotation of a GenBank genome assembly
AUGAAAAGUUUAGAUUAUUAAUACAAAUAAGAUUAUCCAAAUUUGAUUGCAUGUUUUGUAAGAAACACUUAUCAAUUACCAUUAAUAAAAGCUGACUUAAAAGACAAAAUAGAGGAAUAAUUUGAGGAAGUGUAAAUAGAAAAUGAAUACAAAAUUGAUACAAAUCUGCAUAUUGAAUAAGCUGAAAUAUUUAAAUGCUUUAAUCCUGAAGCUCUAAAUGAAGCAUUAUUUUAGAAUGCAACAAUUCUCAGAAAAUUUGGUAGAAUAAGGUCUUUAAUAUCAAAAGGUUAAUAUUUAGCUGUAGGAAGUAAUUUAGGAGCAGUACUUAAUUUUUAUAUUGGAGUUGAUCCUCCAAAUAAAUAAUAUAUUGAAAUGAAAUAUUAAUUACUUUAUGUAGCAGAUAUAUGUUAAACUGAACAUGGCAGUGUAAAUUAAUUAAGUUUUAAUUUAUCAUAAUCAUAACUUGCUGUUGGGUUUGAUAAUGGUAUUAUAGGAAUAUAUGAUUUAAUAAAUAUGAAACAUUUAAAAUGGGUUAAAGUACAUCAAAUUAGAAUAAUUUCUUUGGGAUAUGUUAAUGAAAAUACAUUUGUUUCAGGUGAUGAAUAAGGCAAUUGUUUCUUAACUAGAUGUGCAAAAGGAAGAAUCUUUUAUGAUUUAGAUUCAUAAUUCAUUAUUAAAUCAUAACCUAUGUCAAUUAUUAGACCUAUUACAAUCAAAUGUAAACCAUUAUUUAAUUUCCCUGAAUAUACAAUUGUUGCUUUAGGUAAUGGAUAUAAAUGUUGGGUUUUAAGAAUAUAAGAUUCUAAUGUUACAUAAUUUACUAUUUUAGCAGAUUUCUAAAAUGAUGCACCAGAAAAUAAUUAAUGUAUUCUAGAAUGGGAUAUUCUUAAAAUUGAUAAUAAAGAUCAUUUAGUUUUAGGUAUCACUUGGACUAAUUAAACUAAAUCUUUUUUAUUUUAAGGAACCGAAUAUGUGGAAGGUAAAAUAAGGGCAAAUUUUAAGUUACUUAAAGAAAUCAAGAUGUCUGCGAAUGUAAAAUUUAAUCAAAUACUUAGUUUAUAUAUAUGAAUUCUAUUUAUAAUGAUUUAGUCUUACUCUUGACUGAAAAAGGUGCUGUUUAUACAAGCAAUUUCUCUAAUUAUAAGACUUAAAAGAUAAUGUAAAUGCAAUCAUUUGAACCUUUGCCACUUAUGUAUUGGAAAGACAAAAAAUAUGAGAGCCAAUUUAAUGUUUGUAUAUCUAAUAAUGAAAUUCUAUAAGAAAUUUAUAUUUUAACUAGCUAAAAUAUUACAGUUUUGAAAUAUUAUAAAUUUGAAGAUAAGAUAAGACAUUUUAUGGAGAAUCAAUAAUUUUUACUAAGCUUUUAAUUAAUUUUAUGUAUACAUAAAAAAGUGUUUAUGGAAUUUGAUAGAUAAAAGUUACUACAAUUUGCUAAAUAACUAAUUGAUUUGUAUUGUAAUUAAAUUGCCAGAUUACAAGUAAGCGGUAAAACAGAAGAAGCAAAAAAGAGGGGAAUAUCUUUGGUGAAAUUUAUAAUUGAUAUUGAAAAUGAACAAAAUUUAAACUCAAUUUGUGAUUUUUUUUCAAAAACCUUAAACGAUGAAUCUAAAUUUUUUUAAAGUAUUGUUGAACCUUUUAUAAUAAAUAAAUAGUUUAAAUUUAUUCCAGAUGAAAUUCUGUUAAAGUUGAUAUCUUUAUUAAAAGGAUAGAAAGCAAAGAUUUAUUAAUUAUUAAAUUAAUUAGAUUUGAAAAGAGUGAAUUAUUCAAUAUAUUUAUAAGCUUGUUUGGAAAGUUAAUUAUUUUCACCAAUGAUUCAUUUAUGUACUAAUACAGGGAAGAAUGAAUUUUUAACUCCUUUAUUUUAGAUUUGGAAUUAUAGCAUAAAGCAAUCAUAAUUAGAAAAUUUUGAAGAAGAAAUCACAAGUGUUAGAAAAGUGAUAUCAUUUAUAGAAUAUAUUAUAUAAGGUAAAUUAUAGGAUGGGUAAGAGAUCGGAAUAUCUGCAUUGAAGGUAAAUAAGUUGAAGAUUAAUAUAGAGUACAAUAGAAAUGAUGUUAGUUUGGAUAUUUGAAGAGAAUAAUCUAAGAAGAAUGAUAUGGAUAGAUCCUUAUGGAACAUUUCAUAUAUUAUAUUAAAUAAUGAGUAAAACAAAAUAACAUUAAAUAGAAUUAGAACAUUCUAAAUAAUUGUAAAUAUAUUAGAUAUUUUAUAAGGAAUGUAAUAUAAAAUGUGUUGAGAAUGUUUAUGAAUCCUACAUAUCGUUGGAAAUUUUAAUAAUAAGAGUUUGAAAUUUAAUAAUAAUUUAAUGAUAUUAUUGGAUUUGAAAAUAAUGAUGUUUAGACUGCAUAUUCAUUCUUUAUAAUAAAAGUGAUAUUCAUUUUAAAAUUGGAAGUAGAAUUUGACAUAAUGAUGGAUAUAUUAUUGUUUUGCACAUUCAAUAAAUCAUUUCUAUUUUAUAUUGAUUAUAGAUCAUAUGCAGAAGUAAUAGAUAAAAGCGAAUUAAUUUAAUUAGAAUAACAUUAAAGUCAUUCUGAAAUAAUCGAAUAUUUUUAAUAACGUUUGAUGCUUAAAUUUGUUUAUAUUUUAGUAAGUAAAAUCUAGACAGAAAAACAUAAAGAAUAAAUAGAAAUGCUAAAUGGAUUGAAAGAUUUAAAAUAGAUUCCAUUAAUAUAAGCAUAUCUGUAUUAAUAUGUUGGAGAAUAUCAAAUUCCUGUAUCUAUUUAUUUAAAAUCAAAUAAUAUUUUAGUAUAAAAGUAAGUAUUUAAAUAUUUACAUGAUACUCUUAUUCAAAUGGUAUAUAUAAUAAUAAUCUAUUUAUAGCAUGGUAAUGAAAUAUAUAUAUAACUUAAUGGAAUUAUAGUAUCAAAGUUGUAAGAUCUAAUAAAUUUAGAUAUCAAAAAAACUAGAGAAUUAAUUUGUUAAUUUUAAAAAGAUAAUGAACUUUAAGUAAUAGAUAAGUUAGGUUAAAAUAAAGAAUUAUAAUUAAGAUAUAUUGAAACUAUUAUAAAAAAAGAUAGUAAUUCUGAAUUUGGUUUAAGUAAUAUUAUCUUAAUAAAACAUAUUGAAGUAUAUCUAUGUAUUUUAAAUAAUUUAGUUAUUAUGUGAAUUAGAACCUUAGAGAGUUUUAUAAUAAUUAUAAAAAAUCAAUUAUCCUUUAGAAGAAGUGUUAGAAAUAUGCAAAAAGUAUCAAAAUAUUGAAUCUACUGCAUAUAUUUAAUGUAGAUUAGGUUUUAUUGGUGAUGCAGUAAAAUUGCAGAUAAUACUCUUGAGAAAUAUAAUAUCUAAAAUACUUGAUAAAUCUAAGAAUGCAGAUACAGUGUAUUCUUAAGAGUAUGAACAUAUAGAAAAUAAAAUGAAUGAAAUUUCAGAAAUUUGUUAAUAUCAUUCAGAUAAUCCAGAUAAGAGUUGGUACUAUUUUUUAGAUAGUUUAAUAUUACUAAAUAAUGAAAUAUCAGACACUUAACUAAAUAGAAUUCUUAUUAAACAUAUUGGAUAAUUAUUUGAAGUAAUAAUUUUAUUAUUAAUAUAGGAUAUAUCUACUCAUACUCCAUUAGAUAUAUUUGCCUAACAUUUAGGGACUAAAUAUAGUAAUAUUAAUAUCAAAGAGUAUAAAGGUAAUUUCAUUAAAUUAGUUAACACUUUCUCUUAUUAAAAAUAUUUCAUUUAAAAUGCUAGAUUUAUUAUUUAACAUUCUUUUAAUAUGGAAUCAUACAAAUUUUUGAGAUCUCAUCUUCAAGGUUACUUUACUAUUAAUUAUUGUAAUAUUUGCAAUGAACUAAUUGAUAAUAAAGGUUAUAUGUAUUUAUGUGGUCAUUUUAUUCAUCUUGAAUGUAAAUAAAAAGAUCAUUAAACAUGCUCAAAAUGCUUAUAAUCUGAAAGGUUCUUUUUAGAACACACUGUUCAAAAAUAAAAAGCAAAAAUUAGUAGAAUGAAAAAUGAUACAUAAAUUAAAUAGAUAGAUAACAAAUAAUUAAGUAUUAUUAUAUUAAAUAUAGAUACAACAAUUUCAAGAUAAAAAGAUGAUCAAUCUGAACCAAUUCUUAAUUAUUCAUCUAAAUUAUCACUAUUUGAUUUAUAAAGAGAAUAGAAAUAUAAUUUGAGAAUCGAAUAAGAUAUUAAUAUAUUAAUCAGAGCUAAUUUAUGA